GCUUAAUUAUAAAGCUAAUAUAGUUAUAGACAAACGCUGAGAACUACGUACAAAUUGUUGAGACAAUGGGUAAUGUGCAAACGCGUCAACUCGACUCGCGGAAUGCCACAAAUAGACGCAGCAGCAUCCUUUGGAACUUCCGUUAUCCCAAUGGCAGCAGGCGACGCGACGAUGUUGCCAUGAUCAUCCACAACUCCAGGUUGAGCAUUAGCGAAUGGCUCAAUCUGCUCGAGCUGCAGCAAUAUGAAGAAAACCUGAAUAUGUAUGCCACUGUGAAUGAUGUUGGCGAUCUAACCGAUAGAGACUUAAAGCGUUUGGGCGUACGCAGCAUUACCCAUCGCCAGAAAAUGCUCAACAGCUUGUUGGGCGUGCGGGCCAAGCGCAGACAGUCCAUGAAUUUGGAAGCCAUGAGAAGUGCUCCGUGUGCGGUGCCGCGUCGCAAGGGCUCCUGUCCCAUGGUUUAUCUAGAUCCCGAUAAUGUGGCCGACAGCAAUGACAGCGGCGGAGCACCUGUGGUUACCACGAAAAGUGGCAAGGUCUUAAAGCAAUUGACAUUCGAUGAGACAACAACAAUCUAUGAGGAAUUGAAGCCGCGCUCCAAGUGCAACAGUCCGCAUUGGGGCGACAACGCCGACGACAUGGAAAGCGGCAAUAACAGUAACGUGUCCACGCCCCUGGCCGCCUCGCCCAAUCCCAAUGAGCAACAGGAGGCCAUUGCGCUGAAAAAGGCUCUCGAAUGGGAACUGAGUUUGGAUGCCAGAGAGCUGCGCUCGCAUGCCUGGUACCACGGCGCCCUGCCACGUCAACGGGCCGAGGAGAUUGUCCAGCGAGAGGGAGAUUUUUUGGUGCGAGAUUGCGCCUCUCAGCCGGAUAACUAUGUGCUCACCUGCCGCAGCAAAGCAGCUGUCUUGCAUUUUGUGCUCAACAAGCUGGUGCUGCAACCGGAGACUGUUUACGAGCGCGUGCAGUAUCAAUUUGAGGAGGAUGCCUUCGAUACGGUGCCGGAUUUGAUCACCUUCUACGUGGGCUCCGGCAAACCAAUAUCAGCUGCCUCUGGCGCCCUGAUACAAUAUCCAUGCAAUCGCACAUAUCCACUAUCCUUUUAUGGCCACAAGAUUGUGGGCAAUCAGCUGCACUCACAAAUGCUGGCCGGAUUGCGUGGCUUGAGUCCAUUGAACUCGCCCAUGGGCAACAAUAAUGCAGGCGGCUCCGCAAUCUUUCGCUUUGGCCAACUAACGGGCGAUGUUGCAGCAACCCAACAGCAACAGCCACAACAACAGCAGCAGGCUGGAACGCCCGCCAGUCCGCAUUGUUCACCACCUCGAGUGCGUCGGGAUGUACCGCCGCCUAGGCUGCCCUGCAAGAAGCAGCAACGCUCACAGAGCUUAACACCUGCCCAGGCGAUGGUGGUGUGCAACAUUAACAAGCAACAGGAGCAGCAGCAACAGCUUGGCGCAACAGAUGCCACCAAUGGCCAUGGCCUGGCCCGCUUUCAGACCAUUGCACGCUGUAAUCCCACCAGCGAUAUGCAGUUGCAGUCGCAGCAUUUGGAGCACAAGUUUAGCACACAAUCGCUGCCCCGCCCGAGCACUUCGGCAGCGCAGGCGCUUCGCCAACAGGCAGCGGCACGGAUUUGCAGUUUAGCGCGUAAUUGCAGUCUUGAUACGCCCGAUCGGCCACCAAGUCCGCCGCCCAAGCCACGUAAGGAACCAAUGGCCGCAGUGCUGGCAUAUCAGGCAAGCGGCUCGGAUUCUGGUAAUGGUUCAGGCGACUCAGCACCAGGCGAUAUUAGCGAAUUGAGCAUACAACGCGGUGGUGUAAUUAUCAAAAAUCCUCGUUUUAUGAGCAGCUCGAUUUCAAACGGUACUUUGAAGAGCUUUACGGAAUUCGACGCCAUAGCAGCUGAAGAGCAGCUCUUCACACUGCCCAUUGAGGAGUUUAAACUGUGCAGCAAAUUUGAUUUCGAGAAUUUUAGUACGUUGCUGUUGCCUUCAGUGGAGAAUAAACCGCUAGAUGGAGAUGCGUUGAACACAUUCAAGAUGAUGUUGCUAGAAACGGGUCCCAAGCUACUGGCCGAGCACAUUACACGCAUCGAUGUAGGCCUAUUUCUGGACAAGCCUGCUAAUGACUCAGAUUGCUAUUUAAGCUGUUCCGGUCUGGAGCUGCUGACCCUGCCGCAUGGCAAAGUGUUUCGCGAGGACAUCAUUGAGCGAACACAAUGCAUCAAACUAAUGGUUGCCGUGACCAUACUCACCUGUCAAACGGACCUGGAUCGCGCCGAGCUACUCAGCAAGUGGAUACAAGUUGCGGUGGAAACAAAAACCGCGCUGGGCAAUCUGUUUGGAUUCUGUGCCAUUAUGUUGGGGCUGUGCAUGCAGCAGAUACAAAAACUGGACCAGGCCUGGCACAUUUUACGCCAAAAGUACACGGACAGCGCCUUCACGUUUGAGGCCAAGCUCCGACCCACUUUGAGCAGCAUGAACGAAGCCUCCAAUCCGCAAGCGCCAAACACAACUGUGCCCCACGUUCUGCUAUACGCGCUGCUCAUCGACAGACCCAUUUUAGAUAUUAUCGAUCAUAGCAAUGUGGAUGAGCGUCCCGCACUCUAUAAUACCUGCAUUGCGCCCUGGGAAUCGAAGGCAGAUGAUUUCGGCAUGACCAUCAACUUUCAACAUUUGGAUGCAUCACGUGGCUUUCUUAAGAAUUUGGAUCUAUAUCGCAAGAAUGCUAAAAUUAUAAUGGAAGAGGCAAGCACAAGAUUAGAUGAACUGCUGGCGGAUGCUUUUCGCACUGAAUUCCACGUCAAGUUCCUGUGGGGCAGUUCAGGUGCCACGGCCAAACCCGAGGAUCGGCAUGGAAAACUAGAGAAGGUGCUAACAUUGAUGGCAGAUAAAUUUUGUAGCGUCAGCGCUUAGUUGCAUAAAAAAAAAAACAAAUGAGUAAACAGCGAUAUUAUAUGGACUCUAGUUUGUAAGCUAAGAUAUUUCUUAACACAAU
Messenger RNA from Drosophila mojavensis, 2997 nucleotides. RefSeq names its product SH2 domain-containing protein 3C. Gene Ontology annotation, biological process: small GTPase-mediated signal transduction; positive regulation of peptidyl-serine phosphorylation. The record is from RefSeq and is a predicted model, not a curated record. Bases 66 to 2915 code for a protein of 949 amino acids. The transcript has 9 exons. NCBI's taxonomy places the organism in Eukaryota, Metazoa, Arthropoda, Insecta, Diptera, Drosophilidae. Gene Ontology annotation, molecular function: phosphotyrosine residue binding; guanyl-nucleotide exchange factor activity.